Messenger RNA from Drosophila elegans, 1389 nucleotides. Its product is annotated as scoloptoxin SSD43. The transcript has 3 exons. Lineage: Eukaryota; Metazoa; Arthropoda; Insecta; Diptera; Drosophilidae. Bases 1 to 1131 code for a protein of 376 amino acids. The record is from RefSeq and is a predicted model, not a curated record.
AUGCAACUACGUCGAGGGCGAAGACCAAGCAGGAGACGAAAACGCGGCAUUGUCGGUGCCGACGUUCACCUGAACGCCUUCUGUCUCCUCCUGAGGGUCCUUUUUGAAUCCUCGCCCUCGUUCGCUGCCCCCGAUUCACCAUCUAAACGUCCCAAGUCCCGCAUCUGCAACAUCUUCGUUUCGUCUCACUGUCGUGCGGCUCGACCCCAGCUCAGUAUCGAGUUGGCCGUCGAGAUGCCGAGAUUGUCGAGCAAGUGCAGCGUCGGUGCCGCAGUGCUCCUAUUGACCCUGGUCCGUCUGGGGGGUCUGACCGCUGCCACGCCCACCGUAACUGAAACGCCCAUGGGCGGCUACUGCAAGGUGUCCCUUUGUGAGCUGUAUAAUGGGACGCAUGUGGUUCAUGUGCCGCAUACAGCUUGUGGCAACAAUGGCAGCUUUUCCGACGCCUGUGGCCCGGAACCCAAGCUUCUGGAAAUGAGCGAUCGCAGGCGCCAACUUCUCCUGGACAUGCACAAUUUGGCCAGAUCGAAGAUCGCCAGCGGAGAUUUGGAUGGCUACCACAGUGCCGCCAAAAUGCCGCUGCUGCGGUGGGACACCGAGCUAGAGCAAAUGGCCGCCCUGCACGUCAAACGCUGCCAAUUUGCCCACGACAAGUGCCGCAAUACGCCGCGCUUCAAGUUCAGCGGCCAAAAUAUCGGAUACUUCUGGAUCGGACGCGAAUUCAAGUCGCACUCGCGUCGCAUGAAGUCCUUUGUGAUCAACUGGUUCCGCGAGUACCAGGACGCCAACCAGAGCUUCAUCGAUAGCUAUCACCCGCAUCCCCGAGGCAAGAAGAUCGGUCACUUCACCCUUUUGGUCUCGGAUCGAGUGCAGCGAGUGGGUUGUGCUGCUGUCCGCUUCCUAGAGCCCAAGGCCAAUCGAUUCCAGUUCAUGAUGACGUGCAACUAUGACUACAACAACAUAUUCAACGAGCCCGUCUACCAUUCGGGUCCGGCGGGUUCCAAGUGCCCCCAACACCAUGUCAGCGAAAAGUUUCCGGGACUGUGCGAUUGGCGUGACGCCACCAAUGACAUUGAAAGCGAAGAGAGUGCCGAGGAUGAAAACACCCUUGACAACAAUAUACCCCUUUAAAAGGUCCUGAGUCCCUACGAUAUAGAAAAAAUACUCGAAGUUCAGGGCAGCACAAGAUUGCUUGCAGCAACCCACCUGGAAAGUUACACACCAUACUUUUUUUUUUAUUAUUUAAGCAAUAAUUUGUAAUUUUAUUUAAUUUUAAAAAUCAUUUGAAAAGAUUGCAAUGUCAUUCAAUGCUUAUUAGAAUAGAAAUGUACAUUAAUUAGGGUACCAAAAAGCUUAUCACUAACAGGUUCGACUUUAAGUAUUUAACCU